Rubroshorea leprosula is the source of this 707-nucleotide messenger RNA. NCBI's taxonomy places the organism in Eukaryota, Viridiplantae, Streptophyta, Magnoliopsida, Malvales, Dipterocarpaceae. The record is from the annotation of a GenBank genome assembly.
CUGUUCCCGAUGGCUCCUCGAACCCAUCAAACCAACCAAGUCUAACUCUUCAUUUGCAACCAUUGAAUCAGAAUCAAUCUCCUCUAUAAAUUGCACCAAUCUUCCUAAACUGGACUCUUAAGUCUCACAACUUUCUCAGUUUCUUCUCUCCAGCUUCAUCCAGUCAUAAUGGCUCUCUCAAACCCUGAUCAGGAAAUCGUCGGCAACGGUGCUGAAGAUCAAGAAGAUCAAGAGAACGUAAGUUCUGCGGUAACUAGUCAUCUCUACAUAAAGCCUACUCACCCUGAAAAAACCCUGGACAAGGAAGUGGUUUUGAGGAAGAUUCGCCAGCGGAAGCGCGUGAACAACGUAAAGAAGGUGCUGCAAUCUUUUGUGGGCGCUCCGGCGGCGAAAACCGGGAACAAGCAGGUUUCUGUGCAAGGAAAGAAGUGGAUUGAUGACGCCUUUGCUGCUCCUUGAUUCUAAGGGAAGACGAUCAACGAUCAACGGGUGAACAGAACAGCCGGCAGCCGGCUUAUCCUAAGACUAGUAUAUCUCUGUGUAGUAGUUUUGAGUGUAUGGAUUUCUGUAAAUAGGCCCAGUAGAUUCCAUGUGUUGAGAGAAGAGGGCCUAAAGGCCCAAAGUAGCCAACAUAAUGGUUAGGAGUUAGCCCAUAUAUAAUGUAUUGAGUUAUUUGAGACUAAUAACAACAAACAUUAGGGGUACCC